Molecule: messenger RNA, 1141 nt
Organism: Pararge aegeria (speckled wood butterfly)
Lineage: Eukaryota; Metazoa; Arthropoda; Insecta; Lepidoptera; Nymphalidae
Gene: Mpc1
Product: mitochondrial pyruvate carrier 1
Exons: 4
Coding region: 121-477 (118 amino acids)
Biological process (GO): pyruvate import into mitochondria
Cellular component (GO): mitochondrial inner membrane
Source: RefSeq, a predicted model, not a curated record
UCAGUGCUGAAGUGGCGCUGAAUUAAAUUGUGGGGAUUGGGGACGUAGAACAUAUCAAACGUAAAAAACGUUUGAUAAAUAGAUAAGAUUAAUUAAAGAGUAAUAUUUAAAAGAUACAAAAUGAGUGCAUUGGCGAAAAAGCUUUUUGAUCAGCUGAAAAGCAAAGAAUUCAGAGAGUAUUUAAUGAGCACACAUUUCUGGGGUCCAGUGGCUAAUUGGGGCAUACCUCUAGCAGCUAUUGCUGACACCAGGAAGGACCCGAGUUUUAUUAGCGGAAAAAUGACAGUUGCACUUUCGCUGUACUCCGUGAUGUUCAUGCGCUUCGCGUGGCGCGUGCAGCCGCGCAACCUGUUGCUGUUCGCGUGCCACUUCACCAACACGUGCGCGCAGCUCACGCAGGGCGCUCGCUUCGUCAACUACUACUACGUGCAGGGCGAGCCAAAGAAAGAGGCCGAGGCAGCCGUUGACACCAAGUGAUUGAUGGCUGUGCGAUUAGUAUAAGAUUUUGAACUCUCGCAAUCGUGCAGUCGCUAUCGAGUAACCGAACACUGUAACGUCACAGCAGAAUGGACCUAAUUUCACUCGCGUUAGAGUCGCAAAUUCUGUAAGACCGUUUCUUCUAGCUGUAGCGAGCGAGUUUCAGCUUUAACAAUGUGUAUAAAUUACAUUUCACUUUGACGUUACAGAAUAUCGACCUUCGAUUAGGAGCGUACAUAUCUUGUACUAAGAAUACUGAUGUUCCGACGCGACAAACUUCUAGUGCGCUAUGUAUGUAUUUUCUUGUCCUACUCCCACGUUAUAAAAGUGAACAUGAAUGUCGUAUCGCGCAUUUUAAGCCUGCUGGUGCUAAGUAAUCAUGCAGUCUUAAUAUAGCGGGCUAACCUGUUAGGAGUAUGGCAUUUAUAUUAAAUCCAUGCCUCUAAAUGGUUUUGCACGCAACAGAGUACCGGAUUCCCCAGACGUGUUUGUCUAUGGUAAAUAGAUUGUAUAAGCUUUAUACUUUCAGUUUUGCAUAGGUUUCCUUAGCGGAUAUGAUAACGAAUAAAAACGAGCUGAAAUAAUUUAAUUUCCAAUUUGACGAUGUCGGAGUGAACUAGAAGUUUGCCGCUCUUUAGUAUGUAAAUAAAAAAAUGUAGACGAA